Arachis ipaensis is the source of this 900-nucleotide messenger RNA. The record is from RefSeq and is a predicted model, not a curated record. NCBI's taxonomy places the organism in Eukaryota, Viridiplantae, Streptophyta, Magnoliopsida, Fabales, Fabaceae.
AUGACAUUAUUCGCGACGGCGGCCUUGAAAAUCCCAGAUCUCAACCCGGAGGUACACUUACAUGCUUUAAAAAACGGCCUCCAACCUGAAAAGUUCCAGAAAGCCAUAGCGGUAGCGAAGCCGAAGACACUGGCCGAAUUAAGAGACAAAGCAACUGGACAAAUUGAGAUCAAAGAGCUAAGGGAGACUCGAAGAACAGAAAAACCACCAUCUCGAAGAGAAGAAGAAAGGCCGCACAGAUUUCAAAACAAGGACCUCAAGAAACGUUUCAAGUUGAUACCGAAAUUUGACUCGUAUACUAAGUUCAAUACCAAAAGAGAGGAUAUAAUUAAUGAAAUCCUACACAACAAACUUAUAAAGCCACCAAAUAAAGCAGGAACAUAUCAGGACCAAAAGUACGUAGACAUAAGCAAAUACUGUGCAUUCCACCAAAAGUAUGGCCAUACCAUAGAGGAAUGCAUAGUGGCCAUACUUAUUGGAAAUAUUAGCCAGAAGGGCCUACUAGAUAAAUAUGUCACUUCCAGAAACCAGAAAGAAACAAUCAGAGACGCUAACAAGCCGAAUUAUGGUUCAGAUCACAAAGACAAAGAAAUUUGCCAUAGAGUAGUCGAAUCUCUUACUUCGAAAGGAGUAAUAAAUUACAUUUUGGGAGACUUUGCAAGAGGAGAAGCAACUAAUACGUCCAUAAAAAGGAGUUACCAAGCCAUGACGACAAUGGACGAAUCUCGCCAAGAGACACAUACUUCACCUCCAACAGAACGGAUUGCCUUCGAUGCUUCCAAGCUCAAGUCGCAAUGUCCGAACUUAGACGAUCCAGUGGUAAUUUCGAUACACAUGGAAGAAUUGAUAGUAAAAAGGGUCCUACUUGACCCUGGGAGUAGCGCUGAUGAGUUGUUCUAA